Paramisgurnus dabryanus is the source of this 4597-nucleotide messenger RNA. RefSeq names its product klotho (gene kl). Gene Ontology annotation, biological process: fibroblast growth factor receptor signaling pathway; carbohydrate metabolic process. Gene Ontology annotation, molecular function: hydrolase activity, hydrolyzing O-glycosyl compounds; fibroblast growth factor receptor binding; fibroblast growth factor binding. The record is from RefSeq and is a predicted model, not a curated record. Lineage: Eukaryota; Metazoa; Chordata; Actinopteri; Cypriniformes; Cobitidae.
GAUGGGGCCAUGAGUGGGUUAUGCCACAGUUGUGACUGCAAAGAGUAAGGUAAGAGACUCUCUUUUCAUUGUACUACAAUCAGGCUCUCUUACGCUAUGCCAGUUACAUGGAUCUUUUGGGCAUUCAUGUUGUUCAGUCAAACAGCAGCUGAUCCUGGCGCAGGACUGCAGACAUGGGAUAGAUUUAGCAAACUUCCAUAUCCCGGCGACAAAGCUUUCCUUUACGACACGUUCCCCGAAAAGUUUAUGUGGGCUGUCGGCACCGCUGCGUAUUCAGUGGAGGGAGCUUGGGAGAAAGACGGGAAGGGAAAGUCUAUCUGGGACACUUUUACGCGCGGAGGGACCCGUGUAUCCAGAGGAGACGUGGGCAGUGACAGUUAUCACAACAUCCAAGCGGAUCUCCGAGCCCUCCAGCAGCUGAGAGUCAGUCACUAUCGGUUUUCUCUGUCCUGGCCACGCAUUUUUGCCAACGGCACCAAGGAAAGCUACAACGAAAAGGGUGUGUGGUAUUAUAAAAACCUAAUUCGUGGAUUAAAGGAGAUUAAAGUGCAACCUGUUGUGACUUUAUAUCAUUGGGACCUACCUGACAAUUUGCAGACGCACUUCGGAGGCUGGAACAGUUCGGUUACGGUUGACCUGUUUAGAGAUUACGCAGAUUUUUGCUUUAAAACUUUCGGAUCAGAUGUGAAAUUUUGGAUUACUAUCGACAAUCCUUUUAUUGUGUCCUGGCAUGGAUAUGGAACUGGGGUUGUGGCUCCUGGUAUCAAAAAUGACUCGGAUUUGCCUUUCAGAGUUGGACACAAUCUUUUGAAGGCACACGCUGCAGUUUGGCACCUGUAUGAUGAGAGAUAUCGUGCCAGUCAGGGAGGAAAAGUAUCCAUAGCUCUAGCUUCACAUUGGAUCAAACCAAGCAGAACCAGUCAGGAGAACCGCAGGGCCUGCCAGUGCUCUCUGGAUUUCGUGCUCGGCUGGUUUGCCCGUCCGCUGUUUGUGGAUGGAGAUUAUCCACCCUGCAUGAAACGCAAUCUGACCCACAGACUACCGUCCUUUACAGAGGCCGAGCGCGUGUACAUUAACGGCACGGCUGAUUUCUUUGCUCUUUCUCACGGUCCGGCACUUAGUUUUCAGCUGAUCAAUGACAGCCUGCGCUUCGCCCAGACGGAAGACCUGGACCUGAGGAUGCUGCUGUAUUGGGUCCAUGCUGAAUAUAACAACCCGCCCAUCUUUGUAGUUGAGAGCGGUUGGUAUGGAAGUGGCAAUACGAAAACGAAGGAUGCUAAGCACAUGUACUAUCUGAAGCGCUUUAUUAUGGAGACUCUGAAAGCCAUUCGCUUUGACCGUGUAAAUGUGAUCGGCUUCACGGCCUGGUCUCUGUUGGACGGAUACGAGUGGUACCGUGAAUACGGAAUACGUCGAGGGCUUUUCUAUGUAGAUUUUAACACACCUGACCUUAAAAGAGAACCAAAGACGUCUGCCACUUUCUUUAGCAAACUCAUCGAGAAGAACGGCUUCCCUCAGCUGCCUGAGAACCGACCGGCACAAGGCGUCUUCUCCUGCGACUUUGCCUGGGGUGUGGCGGCCAACUCCAUACAGGUUGAUACCACACCUACGCAGUUUGUAGACCCUAGCAUAUACAUCUGGAACAUUUCUGGUAACGGAGAGCUGCGAAAGCUCCCGGGCGUUCAGGUGUCCCCUACUCGCAGGGUACGGCAUUGUGCCGACUAUGCCAGCAUCCGGCAGCAGGUGUCUGACGUGCAACGCAUGCAGGUGUCACACUUUCACUUUUCCCUCAACUGGUCCUCCAUCGUCCCAUCAGGCCGAGUGUCUGACGCAAAUGAAACACUGCUAAGCUACUACCAUUGCUUUGUCAGUGAGCUACGAAAGGUUAACGUAACCCCAGUUGUGACCCUUUGGCACCACACUGGGAAACUGUCCAGCUUGCCUGCCUCCAUGGAGGCCAACGGAGGCUGGCAGAGCGAUAAAACGCUCCAGGGCUUUGUGGACUACGCCAGGCUGUGCUUCCAACGACUCGGAGCUCACGUCAAGCUGUGGAUCACUCUCAACGAACCCAACGAUGAAGAUCUUGAGUACGCAGUGGGUCACCAACUGCUCCGCGCCCAUGCUUUAGCAUGGCAUGUGUACGAUACGGAGUUUCGCAAAGCUCAAGGUGGUCAGGCGUCUCUGGUUCUUCACAUGGAUUGGGUCGAGCCUGCGUUUUCCUUUAACCGGGAAGAUGUAGAACCUGCAAACCGAGUUUUGGACUUUCGUGUGGGUUGGUUUGCAGAGCCCAUAUUUGGCACCGGCGAUUACCCCACAGUGAUGCGAAGCUGGCUACAACAGCGUAACAACAUCGACCUCUUCAACUUCCACUUACCGGCGUUCAGCGAAGACGAUCGGCGGCUGGUUAAAGGUACUUACGAUUUCUUCGCCAUCAGCCACUUUACCACCUCUAUGGUAUAUGAUGGAGUCGAGGACAAAUACACUUUUAAAGACAAGCUCCAGGUACAACUGAUAUCUGACGUUACAUGGAUCAUGUCACCGAGACGCAACUCACCUGUGGUCCCCUGGGGUCUUCGCAAGGCACUGAAUUGGGUCAACUCUCGAUAUAAAGGGGUUCCCAUUUACGUGAUGGCCAAUGGGGUUCAAGAAGACACAGCUAGGUUUAAGGACAGCUUGCGCGUCUACUACCUUUACAACUACAUAAAUGAGGCUUUAAAAGCGUACACACUGGAUGGGGUCAAUCUGAAGGGAUAUUUCGCAUAUGCGUUCGACGACCGACACGAUCCGGGUUUCGGAAUGUACGGUCACGUGCAAGAGGAGGUCAUUUUAAAAUCUUCACUGGCCCAUUAUAAAAACAUCAUCAAUCGUAAUGGCUUCCCUGCCUAUGGGGCCUCUUAUCAACAGUGUACCCAUCCCCCUGUGUCAUGCUCAGAGUGUUACGUCCUCGCCAAACAACCUGUCGUGGGCUUUUUAUCUCUAGUGGGCUCAUGCAUGCUUAUCACAAUGUGCCUUAUUGUUUACUAUGGAAUCAAAAGGCACGCAUUAGCCAUCAAACAAUGAAAGCAAGUAAUACAGUACUUUUGUUUCAGUGGACUAAUCUUUUAUUUAUUUGUUUUAUUAAUGGUUUGCGUAUUGUGUUCAUGAAAAGAAUAUACAUAGUAUGGUAAUAUUUGUGUAACUCACGCACUUCUAAAUGGAUAUUGCAGGAAGACCAAGCUAUUUAUUUAAUGUACAAUAUUUAUUUGUUUGUUCAAGUUUGGCUUGCAAGUUGUAAAUAAGGCAAGAAGAAUUUGGACAUAUUCAGAGAACUGUGUCAUUGUUAGUUUAUGUAACGAAGACCUUAUCGGGCGGUUUUCCGGACAGGGUUUAGGUUAAUCCAGGACUAGGCCUUAUUAAUAUUAGGUCAUGUGUUAAAAUUAAACAGGACAAGGUGUUUUUAAGUUAAAGCAGCUCAAACGUGCAAUACAGUCUGGGACUAAGAUAAGCCCGGUCUGGGAAACCACCCCUAAGUGAUCUAAUAUAAUUUAUGUUAUAGAUAAAUGGUUCCCAACCUGGGGUCCACAUACCCCUUAAGGGGGACACCAGAGUUCACUAAGGGCUUUGAGAUCAAAUAAAAAUGCAUAUAAAUGUUCCACCAAUAAUUUUAAAUAUAACAAAUAUUUUUAAAGAUUAGGCUAAAUAAGGAAGUUAAAAUAUUUAAUGAUGUAAAAUGGUAAAUAUUAAUACCUAUAAUAUUUACGAUUCCAACCGUCGGUUAUAAAAUAUAUAUGCAUAUGUAGGGGGGUCCCAAGGAAAAAGGUUGGGAACCACUGUUAUCAUAGAUGAUUAGGUAUGUAUUGCAUGCAUGUUGUAUUUAUGUCAUAGUAUGCAAACAAAUUCAUUUAUGACUUUUCAAAUGUUUUUACUAGUGUCGCAUUUAUAUGUGACCCUGGACCACAAAACCUGUCAUAAUGGUCAAUUUUUUUAUUUAUCCAACAUUUCCAUUAAUGUAUGGUUUGUUAGAAUAGAACUAUAUUUGGCCGAGAUACAACUAUUUGAAAAUCUAAGGGUGCAAAAAGUUUAAAUAUUUAGAAUAACACCUUCAAAUAUAGUACUUAGCAACACAUUACUAAUGAUAAAUACAUUUGAUAUAUUUAUAUAGCAGGAAAUUACAAAAUAUCUUCAUUGAACAUGUCUUUACUUAAUAUCCUAAUGAUUUUUUUGGCAUAAAAAAUGACAAUUUUGACCCACACAUUGUAUAAUUGGCUAUUGUUACAAAUACACCCGUGUGACUUAUUAUUGGUUUGUGCUCCAGGGUCAGUUUUUUUUGUAAAGUAUUUAUCACUGUUGUAUAGAAUUGUGAAGAAUAAACUAAUUUUCAAGGCUAUUUUUAUUUAUAUCUGCAAAAUUCCUGUAAACGUUUUGAUGUUGCUGUCUGAAUAGGACACAAUUUAAUUUCAGGACUUUAAUUUCUGUUAUUAUUUAAUUCACACCAUAAAUAUAAAUCAUUUUCCAUGACUACCUUCGAUUACAUUACAAAGGACAAUAACAGCUUUUGAAAAUGACUUUUAUUAUGAAAAACAAUUUUAUCAAAUAUAUCUUAUUUCUUCAAGGCUAC